This is a messenger RNA of Erythranthe guttata (spotted monkey flower), 696 nucleotides long. NCBI's taxonomy places the organism in Eukaryota, Viridiplantae, Streptophyta, Magnoliopsida, Lamiales, Phrymaceae. The record is from RefSeq and is a predicted model, not a curated record.
AUGCAGUUGGAUUCAUCGGUGGUUCCACUAUGGCUUUCAUCUCUCAUUUCCGACAAGUUUUUCAAUGCAUGCUUAACUCACAAAGAUGUAAAGAAAAACGAGACGAAUACGUUUUGUUUCGAUUGUUGCGUCGGAAUAUGCCCUCAAUGCUUCCCUAAUCACACCUCGCAUCGUUUCAUACAGAUAAGGAGGUAUAUGCAUAGCGAUGUAAUAAGGCUCGUCGAUGCUAAUAAACUAAUCGACUGUGCUCAAAUUCAAUGUAAUAUCGUUAACAAAGAAAAAGUGAUGUUUAUAAAUAAGAGGGCUCAAACAAGGCAACCAAGAUCUUCUUGCAACCUCUGUGUAACGUGCACCAGCAGGAACCUGCAAUCGACGUAUAUCUACUGCUCGCUCUCGUGCAAGCUCGAACAUAUAUUGACAAGUGGGUGCGACCUUUCAUCGUACCUCCGCUUCGCGGAGGUACAUGAGUCGGUGAUGGAACAAACCGGUUCACUGAGGUCCGACUCCGACUCCAAUGGCGACGGCGGUGGUCAACUCUACAGACAACACCUCACUGACACGACGGCGACGGAAGUCCUGAAGAAGAAACGAAGCAUUCGUCGCUGCAUCCCAUCAGAGUUUAGACCAGUUUGUGAGAUUUCAAAGUCAAUAAUGAACCGGAGAAAAUGUAUCCCUCACCGGUCACCACUUCAUUGA